AUGUCCUGCCAGCUGCACCAGCACCUCCCUCCCCUCUACCAGGACUCCUUGGCGCUGCCCCCUGGUGUCCCCUUCCCGCCUCAGCGGUGGCACUCCACCACCUGCAUCCCCCAGGCCGCGCCCGGCCAGGUGGUGCCCCUGCAGCGGGCCACGUCCUCCAGCGCGUGCCACCAGCAGAGCGUCACCCAGGCCGUGCCACCCCGCCAGCUCCACGGACCCCUCCCGCAGCAGCAGAUUGUCCCCGGGCGGGUGACAACGUGCGCGCCACCGCAGCAGCGCGUGACCGGCGGCGCGGGCGUCACCUGGAGAGUGCCACACCAGGUGGGGGUGACCCAGUGCGUGCCACAGCAGCUGCGGGUGCCACAGCACUGCCCGCCCGUCCUCCAGCAGCAGAAGGUUGUCCCCAGGUGCGUCACCACCUGCGUGCCGCAGCAGCACGCGACGGGCGGCGCGGGUGUCACCGGCGUCACCCAGUGCGUGCCGCAGCAGCUGCAGGUGCCACCGCCCCAGUGCGUCCCCCAGCAGCAGAAGAUUGUCCCCAGGUGUGUCACCACCUGUGUGCCGCGGCCGCCGUUUGUCACCAAGGGCGUCCCGCCGCAGCAGAGUGCCACCAAGUGCGUCCCCCAGCAGUGUGUGACCAGCGUCUGUCCCCAGCAGGGUGUCCCCACGUGUGUCACCACCUGUGUCCCCCAGCAGCGGGCGGCCCGGGGCGUGUCCUACCAGUGGGUGACAGCGCCCGUCCCCCAGCAGUGGCAGAGUGUCACCGCUGGUGUCCCCCAGCAGUGGCACGGCAGGUGUGUCACCAAGUGUGUCCCGCAGCAGUGUGACACCGGUGGGGCCAGCAUUUGUGUCCCACAGCGGCAGCAGAGUGGGACAAUUUGUGUCCCACAGCAAAGUGUCACCAAGUGUGUCCCUCAGCAAAGUGCCACCAAAUGUGUUCCCCAGCAAAGUGCCACCAAGUGCGUCCCCCAGCAGAUUGCCACUAAAUGUGUCCCCCAGCAGUAUGGGACAAUCUGUGUCCCCCAGCAAAGUGCCACUAAAUGUGUCCCCCAGCACUACGGGACAAUCUGUGUCCCCCAGCAGUGUGUGACCAAGAGUGUCACUCAGCAAAGUGCCACUAAAUGUGUCCCCCAGCAGAGCGUGACCAAAUGUGUCCCCCAGCAGAGCGUGACCAAAUGUGUCCCCCAGCAAGGCAUAGCCAAGUGCGUCCCCCAGCAAAGCGCCACCAAAGGUGUCUCGCAGAAAUAUGGGACAGUUUGUGUCCCCCAGCAAAGUGCCACCAAGUGUGUCCCCCAGAAAAGUGUCAAGUGUGUCCCUCAGCAGUGUGGCACAAUUUGUGUCCCUCAGCAGAGUGCAACCAAGUGUGUCCCCCAGCAAAGCGCCACCAAAUGUGUCCCCCAGCAAUAUGGGACAAUUGGUGUCCCCCAGCAAUGUGCGACCAAGUGUGUCCCCCAGCAAAGUGCCACCAAAUGUGUCCCCCAGCAGUGUGUGACCAAGAGUGUCACCCAGCAGAGUGCCACCAAGUGUGUCCCCCAGCAAUAUGGGACGGUUUGUGUCCCCCAGCAGUGUGUGACUAAAUGCGUCCCCCAGCAAAGUGCCACCAAGUGUGUCCCUCAGCAAUACGGGACAAUUGUUGCCCCCCAGCAGUGUGUCACUAAAUGUGUCCCCCAGCAAAGGGCCACCAAGUGUGUCCCCCAGCAGUCCGGUGGAGUGAAGAUCUCCAGCCAUGCCAAGAAAUACUGCUCGGCCCCCAAGUGGCCCUGGUGACCCCCAGGGCGUGGGACGAGGACAAUCCCCGGGAAUGUGGCCACAAUUCCCAUUUUUUUUUAAGCCCUGACUCCCGCAGGGUCCCCAAAGAGCAAUUCCCCAAAAUGUCCCUCCUGAAGUUUUUAUUCUUUGGUUAAGAUAAAAACCACAACUUGAAAUGAAACCUCUUCAAAAUAACGAAAGUUCUAACAGGGUUAUUUUAUAAAUACUUCAUUAAAAAGGUAAUUAAUUAAAUUCUUUAUGCUGAAGAUGUGCACUGGAAACAAACUUUAUUUACAGAAAUAUAUUAAUAUUUACAUAUAUAUAUAUAUCUAUAAACUUAAAUAAACAUUGUUGCCUGACCUCGGAUUAAAA
Molecule: messenger RNA, 2121 nt
Organism: Melospiza melodia melodia
Lineage: Eukaryota; Metazoa; Chordata; Aves; Passeriformes; Passerellidae
Product: keratinocyte proline-rich protein-like
Exons: 1
Coding region: 1-1767 (588 amino acids)
Source: RefSeq, a predicted model, not a curated record